AUGUGGCGGGGCGCGGCCGCGGCGCUGCUGGGCCUGGCCGCCGCCUGCCUCCUGCGCCGCGGGUUCGAGCCCCGCGCCCGCCUGCUCAGCGCCGCCGAGCUGCGCCGCUACCGGGGGGCGCCGGGCGAGCCCGGGCUCUACCUCGCCCUGCUGGGACGGGUCUUCGAUGUGGAGCGGGGCCGCAAGCACUAUGGGCCCGGCGGCGCGUACAGCGGGUUCGCAGGCAGAGAUGCCACCAGAGCGUUUGCCAGCGGCGACUUCACCGCGGCGGGGCUGGUGGACACCGUGUCGGGGCUGUCACCCGCGGAGCUGCUCUCCAUCCACAGCUGGCUGAGCUUCUACAGCGACAACUACGAGCCCGUGGGGAAGCUGGUGGGCAGAUUCUAUGAUGAAAAUGGGGCACCGACAGAAGCCCUGAGGGAGGUGGAGGCUGCCAUUGAGGAAGCUCUCAAACUGCAAGCACAAAGUGAUCAGAAGAAGCAGCAGUUCCCACCCUGCAACUCUGAAUGGAGCUCUGCUAAAGGCACACGGUUCUGGUGCUCCAGACAGAGCGGGGGAGUGCAGCGAGCCUGGGCCGGGGUCCCGCGGAAGCUGCACCGCCCCGGCUCGCAGGGCACGCAGUGCGUGUGUGUCAGGAGCUCCGGGCCGCCCUGGGGCCAGCCUGGCUCCUCCCAGCACAGCGACAGAGGCGACCUGGAUCACCCUCAGCUGCAGCAGUACGAGGGCUGCCAUCCCCUGGCCGAGCAGUGUGUCCUCCUCACGGGCUGACUGCAGUGAACCCUUGCACUGUGGCUGGGCAGCUCCAGCUCCAUCCCUCCCACCUGCCCAUGCAAAGGCAGCAGUAACAAUCUCAUGUUAUUUGUGAUGCUUUGUAACAUGUGGAGAUGGAGGAAACGCUUCAGCAACAUUAGUGGCUAAAAAAUCAAGUAACAGGAUGCUUUCUUUAUUUCUAUGGGAAGCAUUUCUGCACCUGGGAACAAAUUGUUAGAUGCACAGCCUGAAUUGUAUUUUAGAACUGCUUCUUGUGCAGUCAGGAACUGGAUGUUUGUGUGCACAGUGGUGGGACAGUGUGCUGUGGUUUAAGGCAUGAGGUCAGUGAGCACAGGAACUGCUGCAGCAUCACUGCCCACAGUCCAUGCAGUCCUCAGGCCCUGCUGCAGGCAAUGCUGAUGCUCCUUCCCAGGCACCUGACUCACUCCCAAGAGUUUAAAGGUAGCAGGGAGAACCCUGAAUUUCUUCUGCAAUUAAGGUCCACAGUAUCAGGAACUUGCACAGUUUAGUUACACACAAGCUUUAUCAAAUUCUUGGAGUAGAGAAGGCAAAGGCCAGAGCUGUAUUUCCUCACUCAGUGUUUGCAUUAGAUACUGUACCCAGAUAUUGAAGGCACCUGUGAGGAUUGUUGUUUGAUAUUAACCUCACUGUCCUGGUCUGUGAUUCACCACUUUCAAACUGUUCUGAUCAGGAAAGAGUAGUUUUAAAUAGCUUUCUUUUUGUGACUUGGGUGGCAACAGAACCAUCCUACUGUAAUCUGCCUCCUGUUUCCAUUCUGGUACAAGACUUCCUCCCAUCUGGUCUGUGCCUAUCAGACUAUAACCUGAGCUGGAUGUGCCCUUACAAGACCCAGCACUCUAAAAAUCCAUAUUUAGUGUGUCACAGCUGGCAGAAUUCAGCAGUGUGACUCCCAGAAAUGCAGAGCAGGUCAUUACCCUCUCUGGGUGGGUCUAAAAGGGAGGAAGGAAUACCUGCACUACAAACCUCAAGCUCCUGGGAAGCAGUUGCUGGUUUUAAUGGAAUCUGCUGUUAAAAUCAGUUUUGGUGGAGCAGAACUUUGAGAGAGACACCCAGUUUAGGGUCCAGUGGUGGCACAGGUCCCUGCUGAGUUGUGGUCAGUUCUUAAGGCAGCUGCCACCUAUGUAUAAGCAGCUGGAAAGCGUUUAUAAACUGAUUUUUAGCUAUCACCACCUCUAAAGAGAGGCCCAAAAUCUAAGUGAUGAGUUAGUUAAUUAGCAAGUUUACAGGAGGCACCAUUCACUCCCUUGCAGCAGGACACAUUACAGCACUUCUCACUGAUAACAGCUCAGAGGAUGCUACAGCUGCCAGGGAUGGAGCCACACAAAUUUAAACAUGCACAUGCUUGUAACAGUGGUGGGGCAUGGGGGUUGUGGUUUUAUUUUGGGGGUUUUUAACCUACCAUCAUCCUGAAGAGAAGCUCUUGCAGGCAUUGCCCUGCUGUGCCAGCUCAUGUCACUCGGGGGAGCAGGAUGUGUGGCAGAACCAAACCUCAGCCCUGGGCUUGAGCCAUCUCUGGGGGUGGAAUGAGCAACUCAUUUCACACAGUGCUGAGGAUCAAGCUUUGUAAAAGGUGCAGGAAAGAGCUGCAAAGCAGCACUUCACUGCCUCCACAACUUUGUCCUUUGCCACAUUUAAAAAGACACCACCACUUUAAAAAGAAAUUGCAUUUAAAGUAGUGAAACCAUCCCCCCAAAUGAUUGGCAGGUGCCUUUAAAAGAGCUUUUUAAAGCUAUUUAAAAGUUGCAGCAAAUUCCAGACUAUUAAAUGCUGUAAGUAGUUUGUGAGGGCAAACCAAUCCCAGUGAAGGUGGACCAGCUUGACCUUCUAAGCAAGUUUCAUCUUGCUGUAACACUCAAUUGCUAUGCAAAAAGUGCUGAGGGGAUGGUUUUGAUUGCAAGAGCUACACAAAAAUCAAAUAAACUGCUGCAAAAAGGCAGGGCAGGAAGGUGUUAGUUCAAGUUAAAGUUGGUUGAAAACCAGUUCACAGCUUAUUCCAGUUUAGGGUUUGGAAACACUAGGGAGGGUUUGCCUUGCACUAGGAAUAAACAAUCUAUUAAGGCAAACAAGGAGACACUCUUCACUGACCUGAAGUGCUGUCAUGUUUGUAACUCCAACUGAGCAGCUCAGCUGGAUUCUCCCAUGGUGGAAAAGGGUGGGAAAAAAACAGUGAUAGUUACAGAGGGCUCAAGUUACCACAGACAGUGCUCUAAUAAAGCUCACCAUUCAUCUGUACUUCAGAAAGUUUUAUUAAUAAAAGACUAAUGCAUCACAAUCUCACCCAGAAGUCUUGGCUGGGUUUGCUAUUGCACUGAAGUUUUCCUUCUGAAGUGAAGCUGCAGCAGCUCUCUGCUCUCCCAGGGGACUGAGCUGCCUCCAGUACACAGCUGAGUGCACCCAGUGUUAGGAACUUGAACUGAUGAACUCCAUGAAGCAGCUCUGGCCCGUGGGGAGCUCGAUUUGUUUCACAAGACUGAUUAUAGGUAAGUCUAGUAUAAGGCAUUCAAGAUGACUGCGUGGUACAAACUAGAACACCAGACCUUGACAGCCAAAACAACAUGUAGCAGUUCCACAACAUGAAAAUGAAUACCUGGACUAAUUUCAGAACAAAGAAUAAAGUUGUUGUGCCCAAUUGAA
Molecule: messenger RNA, 3426 nt
Organism: Vidua macroura (Pin-tailed whydah)
Lineage: Eukaryota; Metazoa; Chordata; Aves; Passeriformes; Viduidae
Product: neuferricin
Exons: 4
Coding region: 1-768 (255 amino acids)
Cellular component (GO): membrane; endomembrane system
Source: RefSeq, a predicted model, not a curated record